Molecule: messenger RNA, 3633 nt
Organism: Lonchura striata (white-rumped munia)
Lineage: Eukaryota; Metazoa; Chordata; Aves; Passeriformes; Estrildidae
Gene: ATP9A
Product: ATPase phospholipid transporting 9A
Biological process (GO): endocytosis; phospholipid translocation; retrograde vesicle-mediated transport, Golgi to endoplasmic reticulum
Cellular component (GO): trans-Golgi network; endosome; plasma membrane
Molecular function (GO): magnesium ion binding; ATPase-coupled intramembrane lipid carrier activity; ATP hydrolysis activity
Source: RefSeq, a predicted model, not a curated record
GGCCCCUCGGCGGUGCCGCCAGACGGCGGCGGCCGGGCUGGGCGCUGCCGGCAGCCGGAGCAUCCCUGGCUCCGCUCCGCCCCGCAGCCGCGGCCAUGACCGACAACAUCCCGCUGCAGCCGGUCCGGCAGAAGAAGCGCAUGGACAGCAAGCACCGCGGCGGGUGCUGCGAGUGCCUGAGGUGCUGUGGCAGGAGGGAGCCCAGGCCUCGCACUGUCUGGCUCGGCCACCCCGAGAAGAGGGAGCAGAGGUACCCCCGCAAUGUCAUCAACAACCAGAAGUACAACUUCUUCACCUUCCUCCCUGGGGUGUUGUUUAACCAGUUCAAAUACUUCUUCAACCUUUAUUUCUUGCUCUUGGCCUGCUCUCAGUUCGUGGUUGAGAUGAGGCUUGGAGCACUUUACACAUACUGGGUUCCUCUGGGGUUUGUGCUGGCUGUCACCGUGAUCCGCGAGGCGGCCGAGGAGCUGCGCUGCUACGUGCGGGACAAGGAGGUGAACUCGCAGAUCUACAGCAAGCUGACGGCCAGAGGGACUGUCAAGGUGAAGAGCUCUAACAUACAAGUGGGUGACCUCAUCAUUGUGGAAAAGAACCAGAGGGUCCCUGCUGACAUGAUCUUCCUGAGGACGUCAGAGAAGAAUGGCUCCUGCUUCCUGCGCACGGACCAGCUGGACGGCGAGACGGACUGGAAGCUGCGCCUGCCCGUGGGCUGCACCCAGCGCCUGCCCACGGCCUCGGACCUGCUGCAAAUCCGCUCCUACGUCUACGCAGAGGAGCCCAACAUUGACAUCCACAACUUCGUGGGGACCUUCACCAGGGAAGACAGUGACCCUGCAGUAAAUGAAAGUUUAAGCAUAGAAAACACCCUGUGGGCCAGCACAGUGAUUGCAUCAGGUACUGUGGUGGGAGUUGUCCUCUACACGGGCAGGGAGCUGCGCAGUGUGAUGAAUACUUCCAACCCAAGAAGUAAGAUUGGCCUCUUUGAUUUGGAGGUGAACUGUCUCACCAAGAUCCUCUUUGGGGCUCUGGUGGUGGUGUCCCUGGUCAUGGUGGCCCUUCAGCACUUUGCAGGCCGUUGGUACCUGCAGAUCAUCAGGUUCCUGCUGUUGUUCUCCAAUAUCAUUCCCAUCAGUUUACGUGUGAAUCUGGACAUGGGGAAGAUUGUGUACAGCUGGGUGAUCCGCAGAGAUUCCAAAAUCCCUGGCACUGUGGUUCGGUCCAGCACCAUCCCUGAGCAGCUGGGGAGGAUUUCCUAUUUGCUUACAGACAAAACAGGGACUCUCACCCAGAACGAGAUGGUUUUCAAGAGACUCCACCUGGGAACGGUGGCCUACGGCCUGGACUCCAUGGACGAGGUGCAGAGCCACAUUUUCAGCAUCUACACACAGCAGGCGCAGGAGCCGCCGGCCGUGAAGGGGCCGUCGCUGGCCACCAAGGUGCGGCGCAGCAUGAGCAGCCGCGUGCACGAGGCCGUCAAGGCCAUCGCGCUGUGCCACAACGUCACGCCCGUCUACGAGUCCAACGGCGUCACCGACCAGGCCGAGGCCGAGCGCCACUACGAGGACUCCUGCAGGGUGUACCAGGCCUCCAGCCCCGACGAGGUGGCCCUGGUGCAGUGGACAGAGAGCGUGGGCCUGACUCUGGUGGGCAGAGACCAGUCCUCAGUGCAGCUGAGGAGCCCAGGGGGGCACAUCCUCAACUUCACCAUCCUGCAGAUCUUCCCCUUCACCUACGAGAGCAAGCGCAUGGGCAUCAUCGUGCGGGAUGAAUCCACAGGAGAGAUCACCUUCUACAUGAAGGGGGCAGACGUGGUGAUGGCUGGCAUCGUGCAGUACAACGACUGGCUGGAGGAGGAGUGUGGUAACAUGGCUCGGGAAGGCCUGAGGGUUCUUGUCGUGGCCAAGAAGUCUCUGACAGAAGAGCAGUAUCAAGACUUUGAGGCACGCUACGUCCAGGCCAAGCUGAGCGUGCACGACCGCUCGCUGAAGGUGGCCACGGUGAUCGAGAGCCUGGAGAUGGAGAUGGAGCUGCUGUGCCUGACGGGCGUGGAGGACCAGCUGCAGACAGACGUCAGGCCCACGCUGGAGACGCUGAGGAACGCUGGCAUCAAGGUGUGGAUGCUGACAGGGGACAAGCUGGAGACAGCCACGUGUACAGCCAAGAACGCUCAUCUGGUGACACGGACACAGGACAUCCAUAUAUUCAGACUCGUGACAAACCGAGGAGAAGCCCACCUGGAGCUGAACGCCUUCCGCCGCAAGCACGACUGUGCCCUGGUCAUCUCGGGGGACUCGCUGGAGGUGUGCCUGAAGUACUACGAGUGCGAGUUCAUGGAGCUGGCGUGCCAGUGCCCCGCGGUCGUGUGCUGCCGCUGCGCCCCCACGCAGAAAGCCCAGAUCGUGCGGCUGCUGCAGGAGAGGACGGGCAGGCUCACCUGCGCCGUGGGUGAUGGAGGGAAUGAUGUUAGCAUGAUUCAGGAGGCUGACUGUGGUGUUGGAGUUGAAGGAAAGGAAGGGAAGCAGGCAUCGCUGGCAGCUGAUUUCUCCAUCACUCAGUUCAAGCACCUGGGUCGUUUGCUCAUGGUCCAUGGAAGGAACAGCUACAAGAGGUCUGCAGCCCUCAGCCAGUUUGUGAUCCACAGGAGCCUCUGCAUCAGCACCAUGCAGGCUGUCUUCUCAUCAGUGUUUUACUUUGCUUCAGUUCCUCUCUACCAAGGCUUCCUCAUCAUUGGGUACUCCACAAUUUACACCAUGUUUCCUGUGUUUUCUCUUGUCCUGGACAAGGAUGUGAAAUCUGAAGUUGCAAUGUUGUACCCAGAGCUCUACAAAGAUCUUCUUAAGGGACGACCGUUGUCAUACAAAACAUUUUUAAUCUGGGUCUUGAUAAGCAUUUAUCAAGGUAGCAUCAUCAUGUAUGGAGCGCUCCUCCUCUUUGAAUCCGAAUUUGUGCACAUUGUUGCCAUUUCCUUCACGUCCCUGAUCCUCACCGAGCUGCUGAUGGUGGCACUGACGAUCCAGACGUGGCACUGGCUGAUGAUCGUGGCUGAGCUGCUCAGCCUCUCCUGCUACAUUGCUUCCCUGGUCUUCUUGCACGAGUUUAUCGAUGUUUACUUCAUUGCCACCUUGUCGUUCCUGUGGAAGGUCACUGUCAUCACCCUGGUGAGCUGCCUGCCCCUCUACGUCCUCAAGUACCUGCGACGGAGGUUUUCUCCCCCCAGCUACUCCAAGCUCACGUCCUAGGGCUGCUCCUGGCACACAGACAGACAUUGCCCAGGGCCCAGAGACAACCCCAGCUGUCCCUCAGCAGCACGCCCCGUCCCUGCCUCGGGAGCCCUGGUCAUCUCUGUCACCUGGUCAUCUCUGUCACCUGGUCAUCUCUGUCACCUGGUGAUCUCUGUCACCUGGUGAUCUCUGUCACCGACUUCAGGCUGCCCUGGAUGGGACCCUGAUGCCAAAAGGGAGUGUUUGGAGGGUGGAGGCUCUGAGUUAAUCCAGUUCUUGGCACUUUUGUUCUACUUAACUGGGGGCAAAUGCGUGGAACUGUGAUGGCAAUGGGUUUCUCUUGCAUGGUUCAAAGCUGCUACCUGACCUUGGAAUUUACGUUUGACAAUUUAAAGUGAAUUUUUUAAGUGUC